GGUCCUUGUUACUUGGACCAGGCAGCAGCAGAGCUUGUCAGCUGUGGAGCUGUGAGUCAGAAGAUGGAUCCUCUUGUUUCCUGGGAGUCAAAUACUUUGUCAGCUUAAAAGGACUCGAAAUUCUAGACGUAGAGGAUGACUUCAGAAUGGGACUGUUUCAACCUGUAAUGCUUUCAUAUGAGUGUCAGCUGCCUGUCAUUGCAGUGUGCUGGAACAUCACGUUUGGCAACGUCAGAGAGAGAAAAACGUGACCACAGGAGCUGUCUGCGAAGGAGCAGUUACCGGUGCUCACAACGCAGCUCAUCAGAAUCUGAUUUUUAAACAGCUAGCAAUAUUGUACAAAUUUGUCCAUCCCAUAAUACUCUCCCACUUGAAUUGGUAAGGUGUGGGGGAGGAGGAGGAAAAUACCCCGAGUUUUUUUAGCCUAUGCCUUUAAUGUACUCAUGUCUGCAAUACUGUAGAUACGACACUUCUGCAUAGCAAACUGGUUAAUCAUAGCUACGGUCUGGUAGCUAUGACUCUUCUGCGUAAGCAAAUGAGUUUUGGAAAGGCAUCAUAAACCAAAAGGUUAGUGAAAUAUUGAUCAUGAGUAACAAGCCUUCUCAUUUUCCAUGAUAGGAUAUUAUAAUGAUGAUUCCAAUAUAAUAAAAAUAACUGUAUAUGUGCUGAUUCCUUUAUAAACAGAUCAAUACUGUGAAGUCAGCAUACUUAGCCAAGAUGAAGUCUAAAUAUAGAUGGAAAGGGACAGGCUGUUUCUUAGCUGCCUUCAUGGGUUCUGCUGGGGCUGACAGCUUCCUAUGGCUCUAAAAGUAGAGAAAGAACAGCAGAACAAGUGUUCUUCGAGUGAUUUUCACUGGCUGAUCUCUUCCAUACUGGCACAUUACCUGAACGUAGUUAUGUUUUCUUUUAGAUACAAUGGAGAGGCCUUCCUUGGAAAUUAACCUGCCCAAUACUCAGGAAGAAGGGAAACUUUAUGUAGUUGAUUCCUUAAACAACCUAAACAAACUAAAUGUUUGUCCAGAUGGAUCCCAACAUGUGCUAGAUGAGGAAGAGAACAUUGGUGCUACUGAAGAAAACACGUCAGGGAGCAACAUAAGAAACCAGCGUUUGUUCUUCAUCACCUUCAUUCUUACUUUGAUCAUCAGUCUGGCACUUGUUUCAUUUGUAAUAUUCAUAAUAAUUCAAACUAGAAACAAGAUGGACCAAAUAUCAAGCAGACUAAUAGCUGAAAAGAAGAACAUAGAAGAGCUUAAGAAAAUUAACAAUAUGAUAUUAAAGCAUCUAAAUCAAUCAGGAAUUAAGGAAAAUGGGAGAUACCUCUUCACACAGUCUCCUGAUCUUCACAGUUACCUCUUUGCCCAUGCUGAGCUGAAAGUCCCUGAAGAAUAGAUCUUCUUUGGUAUGAAAUUCAGCGUAUUUAUGUACUCAAGCUAUUUUCACAUAUGGCACAUGGGUCACUUAAACAUUCUGACAUGGUCACAGGAGCAUUAGAAAAGCCAGAUGUAUGAAAGACAGUAGAAAACAGAUUUUAUCCUGUUUCAUAUGAAUGUAGAGUUGACAACUAAGACCAUAUGAUUUAUAAUAAAUGAUGGAUUAUCAAUGA
This is a messenger RNA of Neopsephotus bourkii (Bourke's parrot), 1603 nucleotides long. It is a transcript of the gene LSMEM1, whose product is annotated as leucine rich single-pass membrane protein 1. The record is from RefSeq and is a predicted model, not a curated record. NCBI's taxonomy places the organism in Eukaryota, Metazoa, Chordata, Aves, Psittaciformes, Psittacidae. The transcript has 4 exons. Bases 916 to 1389 code for a protein of 157 amino acids.